AUGGACCCUAGGAGAACUCGUGAUCCCCGAUUAGCACGAGCUCAGGCCGCAGAUCCACGGCGCUCGGCAUCAAAUACACCGCAACCAAAUCCUUACGGGGUGUAUAAUGGAGCUUCGCAGCCCGCAAGCAACUUACAUACGCCAAACAACUCGACACCGCCUCAACCCUUCGUACAAGCAGGAGAGACCGUUGUCCAGCAAUUCCCUCAAGCGGCGGUUGCAGGACCGUCACAAUUCGUUGCCACGUCAGACUCCGGAGCGCCUUUCCCUCACAAAACGCGCCCUCUCUUCUGUGUGGUUUGUGCUAGCAAUCAGAACCGAUCAAUGGAAGGCCAUUAUAUCUUGUCAAAAGCAGGAUUUCGUGUCAUCUCAUCCGGUACUGGUUCCAUGGUCCGCUUACCGGGCCCUUCGGUCGAUAAGCCCAACAUCUACGAGUUUGGUACACCGUACAAUGACAUCUACGAAGAGCUUUACAAUAAAGACCCACGACUGUAUACUGCGAACGGCUUGUUGCAGAUGCUGGACCGGAAUCGUAAGUUGAAGCGCGCACCCGAACGCUGGCAGCAGAUGUCGACCGUCGCAGACGUCGUCAUUACUUGCGAGGAACGGUGCUUCGACAGCGUCUGUGAAGACCUGCUUGCGAAGGGUAGCCAAUUCAAUCGCGUGGUCCACGUUAUCAACAUCGAGAUCAAGGAUAACCACGAAGAAGCGGCUAUUGCGGGACGAGCCAUCCUUGAUCUUGCCAAUGCAAUCGAGGCAUCGGAAGACGUCGACGAGGAUAUGCCUGGCAUUAUACAGGCACACCAGGAGAGGCACCCACAUAGUUUGUUACACACCAUUGCCUUCUAUUGA
Molecule: messenger RNA, 852 nt
Organism: Peniophora sp. CBMAI 1063
Lineage: Eukaryota; Fungi; Basidiomycota; Agaricomycetes; Russulales; Peniophoraceae
Source: the annotation of a GenBank genome assembly